AUGCGUUGGAGUGAAAAAACUACCCAGGACUUCGUAAGAAUGUAUUUAAAAAAUGAGUGUUUGUGGAAUACCAAUCAUGCCGAUUAUAAAUUAAAACAACGUAGGGAAAAAGCCUACGCCUCUCUGUCUGAAGAAUUCAAUGCAUACACAAAAAUUUAUUUAUCGACAACAGAAAUUAAGAUAAAAAUCAAGAAUCUAAGAUCUACAUACAUGCAGGAAGUAAAUAAAGUCUUACAGAAAUCGAGUCCAGAAUACAUUUAUAAACCUUCGCUGGUCUGGUUUGAUGAGAUGGAUCGAUGUUUAAAACAUACUUACGUGAAACGUAAUUCAAGCAUACAACAAGCUCAGGAAGUGGAUUCUUCAAGUCAGAUCUGGGUUAACCAAGUACAAGAAAAUCUGAAAGAGGAAAUAGACCCAGAUCCUUUAAUACCAGACACUGAUAAUUAUUGUGACUCUCCUAGACCAGAGGAUUCUAACAGAGAAGAAUCGGAAACAUCCAAUCCGCCUAAGAAAACCAAAAAGAAAAAAUACAAACAUACUAAAUCAAUUUCAGAAAGUCAAACUGACUGCACAAAAGAGGAUGAGUUUGAUAUUUUUGGUAAAUAUAUUGCAACACAACUAAGAACUAUUGACUUGCACAAAGCUCUAAGAUUGCAGCUAGAAAUACAUAGUUUAGUCAAUGAGGCAAGGGUAGCUGAUAUAAAUGACUAG
Molecule: messenger RNA, 711 nt
Organism: Pieris macdunnoughi
Lineage: Eukaryota; Metazoa; Arthropoda; Insecta; Lepidoptera; Pieridae
Source: the annotation of a GenBank genome assembly